AUGGGAGAACACUUCAAUCUUCACAACCCAGAACAAGAAGAAGAAGAAGAAGAAGCAGAGGAGACUCUCUCCCUUCGCGACCUCCCACUUGACAACAACAACAUCAACAAUCAUGGCAAUCACAGUACUCCGCGGCGAUCAUCCUCCGACUUGUUCGAAUUCUUCAACAACUUCCCCGUCGACAUGUGCCCCGCCGAAGAAAUCAUUCUCUCCGGCAAACUUUUACCUCCGAAAGAUCACUACUCCUCCACCGCCAAACCAAUCACGCAAGACAACAAGAAGAUGACGGACUUUAUUAAUCUCAAACGCUCUAAAUCCCUCUCCGAAAUCCAAACGCCUCGAUCGAGCAGCACCAAAGCAAAGCUCAAGCUCAUGAGAAACAGCGGCUCCCUCGAUCACCGCAAACAAAAAGAAAUGAUGGAAAGAAUCUCGUCCACGAAGAAGCCGGCACCGAAGCCUCCUAGAUGGUACUAUGUGUUCAUGUUUGGCAUGGCCAAGAUUCCGACACACAUGGAGCUGACGGAUAUCAAGAAUCGACAAUCCAGACAAAACCCGUCAGCUCUAUUCCCGCCGGUAAUUGAUAAUAAUAGCAACAAUACUUCUACAGUCAGCCGCCAGAGCUAUGGUAUCGGCAAGGGCUCAUACAGGCUCAUCAAACUACUGAGCUGCAAGGAUCAUGCUAGCGUGGCUGUAGCAACGACGCCGUUUGCUUGGCAGGGAUAA
Tripterygium wilfordii is the source of this 723-nucleotide messenger RNA. RefSeq lists its product as uncharacterized. NCBI's taxonomy places the organism in Eukaryota, Viridiplantae, Streptophyta, Magnoliopsida, Celastrales, Celastraceae. The coding region runs from base 1 to 723 and encodes 240 amino acids. The transcript has a single exon. The record is from RefSeq and is a predicted model, not a curated record.